This is a messenger RNA of Tupaia belangeri chinensis (Chinese tree shrew), 1227 nucleotides long. RefSeq names its product peptidoglycan recognition protein 1 (gene PGLYRP1). Bases 187 to 774 code for a protein of 195 amino acids. Gene Ontology annotation, biological process: innate immune response; detection of bacterium; defense response to Gram-positive bacterium. Gene Ontology annotation, molecular function: zinc ion binding; N-acetylmuramoyl-L-alanine amidase activity; peptidoglycan immune receptor activity. The transcript has 4 exons. Lineage: Eukaryota; Metazoa; Chordata; Mammalia; Scandentia; Tupaiidae. The record is from RefSeq and is a predicted model, not a curated record.
GUUCCUGGUGAGCUGGCCAAUGCCCCACUGAGAGGAAAGACCAAGCAGGACAAGGAUCCAGGCCCCGGUCUUCCAGAAACCACGGGACGAAGUGCCCAGGAGCCUGCGUGUCCCUGGGACCGGGCAGAUUAAAGCUGCCCCGCCAGCUGCGGGCUCGAGUUCUAGGGGUCCCGCGUCCCGCCCGCCAUGUCCUCCCGCCACGCGCUCUUUGCCUGGAACCUCUUCGUCCUCCUCGCCCUGGGCAUGGCUGAGGAGGCCAAAGACACUGCCUGCUGCGGCCCCAUCGUGCCUCGGAGCGAGUGGAGGGCCCUGGCGUCCGAGUGCUCCCAGAAACUGAGGCUGCCUGUGCGCUACGUGGUGGUGUCGCACACUGCCGGCAGCAGCUCCAACACCCCGGCCUCGUGCGCGCAGCAGGCGCAGAACGUGCAGCACUACCACGCGCGGAUGCUGGAAUGGUGCGACGUGAGCUACAACUUCCUCAUCGGAGAAGACGGGCUGGUGUAUGAGGGCCGCGGCUGGAACAUAAAGGGCGACCACACAGGUCCCACCUGGAACCCCAUAUCCAUCGGCAUCACCUUCAUGGGCAACUACAUGGAGCGUGCACCCCCACCCCGGGCCCUCCGGGCAGCCAAGAAUCUGCUGGCUUGUGGUGUGGCUAAGGGAGUCCUCAGCCCCAGAUACGAGGUCAAAGGGCACCGGGACGUGCAGCAGACCCUGUCUCCAGGGGACCAGCUCUACGAAAUCAUCAAGACUUGGCCACACUACCGUGAGUGAGGCUCCUCUCAUCGCCCGCUCCCCCGCCACGCCCGAACCCCACCGCCGCCUCCUCCAAUAAAGCUGCAGCUUGAAGCGUGGUCCUGACAGUCCUGCCACAUGGCCCCUUGUCCCCUCCCACGAGACCCCAACACUGUCCUCGCUGGUGCUCAGAACCCAGAGGCCCCGACCCUGAACCAAGACCCCGGAGAUCCCAGCUUGGGAGCAACAUCACAGCUCAGAACCCAGAGGUCUCAGGUCAGAGCCCAGGAAUCAGCACCAAUUGGCCCGGAUGUCACCGACGGCAGCGCGGCGUCCUCCCAGGCAGUGAACCAUGCUGCAAGACACCCCUUCCCCACCACCCAGCCAAAGACACCCUUUGCAGAGUCUCUGCGUGGACUCCUCUGGGAAGGCUGCUCGCUCCCGCCCCUCAGGUCCCUCUCGCAUUUAGAGUAAAUUUUCCCUGAGCCUGAA